CCAGUGGUGAAUGCAGGGCCAAUAUAGCGUGGGAGAGGCGUGGGGCCCAUGCGAGAAAAGGCCUGGAAAAGGUAAUGAUCAGGAUAUUUCAAGCGGGGGACCAAGUAGGAUCAUGUCGCAACAUGGAAAGCUUUAUGUUUCCUUGAAAAGAGCGCGGGGACCCCCGGUGGCAUUGGAGUUUACACGCACAUCAGCCCGUUCUCGUGCUUCCUCGUGAGCGCUUCCGCCAGUGUCUUCGAAAGGGAAGGGUUUGCAACACAAGACGACGCAGCACAAGACGACGCAGCACAACUUCAUCCUCUCUUCACCAACAUGUUGCAAGAUCCGCGUCUCCUCUUGCUGGCCCUUUUCGGGGCCCUUAUCCUCGGCCGCCUCCUCACCUCCUUCAUCCGCCGAGGACGGGCAUCUCCCAACGCCUUACCCCUCCCACCAGGCCCCAAGCCCCUCCCUCUUCUCGGAAACCUGCACCAACUCCCCAAGAGCUUGCAAUGGCUUCACCUAUACUACAUGAGCAAACAAUACGGCCCCAUCAUGCACCUCAGCAUGGCCGGCCAGCCCCUCAUCAUCCUCUCCAAGCACCAACCGGCCUACGACCUCCUCAACAAACGAGGCUCGCGGUACUCGGACCGCCCGCGCAUGGUCAUGGCCGGCGAGAUGGUCACCAAGGGCAUGCACAUGCUCCUCCGCCCCUACGACGACCGCUACAAGCUCCACCAGCGCAUGGAGGCCCCCCUGAUGACCCUCCCGUCCGCCAGCUCCUACCGGCCCCUCCAGGACCUCGAAUCGCGCCAACUCCUGUUCGACGCCCUCCGCGACUGGGACACCUUCGGCGAAAAGGGGCUCGACUUCCACCACCACCACGAGCGCGCCAUGGCCAGCUUCAUCUACUGCCUCCUCUACGGCUACCGCCUCAAGACGGGCUACGAGCAGGAGCUCCUCGACGGGAAGCGCGUGCAGGCCGAGUUCGCCCGCACGGGGCAGGUCGGCGCCUACCUCGUCGACUCGAUCCCGCAGCUCAACCACCUCCCGCGCUUCCUGGCCCCCUGGAAACGCGAGGCCGACGAGCUGUUCGACCUCGAGCGCAAGCUCCACGUCGGGAACCUCGACAAGGGCCUCGCCAACCCGGGCUGGAACUUUAGCAAAUUCAUGCACGCCUCCCAGGAAGCCCAGGACAUGCCGAAAGUCGAGCUCGCCUUCGACCUCGGCAUCCUGGCCGACGCGGGCCUGGACACCUCCACCGUCGCCCUGGACUGGUUCAUCGUCGCCUGGAUCACAUGCGGCUCCCGCUGGGUCCCGCAAGCCCAGAAGCUCCUCGACGACGUCGUCGGCCGGGACAGGCUGCCCACCUUCGAGGACCGCCCCAAGCUGGCCUUCAUCGACGCCAUCGCCAGCGAAACCCUCCGCUGGCGCCCCGUCGUCGUAGGCGGCGUCCCCCACUUCACCAGGUCCGAAGACGCCUACGAGGGCUACCGCAUCCCCGCCAACUCCAUCGUCCUCGCCAACGCCUACGCCAUCACCCGCGACGAGUCCGUCUUCGGCCAAGACGUCCACUCCUUCUACCCGGAGCGCUGGAUGGCCCGUCCCGCCGACGUCUCGGAACCGCACCACGUCGACGUCUGCGGCCUCAACACCUCCCUCCUGAAGGACCUGCCCCAGACCGGCUUCGGGUUCGGCCGCCGCGUCUGCGCCGGACGUAUGAUCGCCCGCAGCCAGCUGUUCAUCCAGAUGGCUCGCAUGCUGUGGGCUUUUGGCGAUGUGCAGGCUGGCGUGGUGGACGAGGCGACGGGGAGGAGACACCAGGUUAGCGAGUUUGAUUGCACCGAGGGCUUCGUUACUUUGCCCAAGCCUUUCCGUGCCGUGUUGCGGCCCCGGGGUCCGUGGGCGAGAGAUGCGAUUUUGAAGUCUGGUUGUACGCAUGGCAUUGAUCAUGCUGAGAUUCUCAACCAGGUGAAGAAGGAGAGGCGCGAAAAGGGGGCUUAAUGGGUGUCGUCGGGAUAUCGGGAUAUCAUUACGCAUAUAGUUAGCACGAGGGCAUACGAUAUCUACAACUACGCAUGAUUAUGAUACACGCAACGGUCUUACAUUGUUG
This is a messenger RNA of Sodiomyces alkalinus F11, 2089 nucleotides long. RefSeq names its product cytochrome P450. Gene Ontology annotation, molecular function: iron ion binding; heme binding; monooxygenase activity. The transcript has a single exon. The coding region runs from base 313 to 1980 and encodes 555 amino acids. The record is from RefSeq and is a predicted model, not a curated record. NCBI's taxonomy places the organism in Eukaryota, Fungi, Ascomycota, Sordariomycetes, Glomerellales, Plectosphaerellaceae.